Abrus precatorius (Indian licorice) is the source of this 2239-nucleotide messenger RNA. RefSeq names its product NADH dehydrogenase [ubiquinone] flavoprotein 1, mitochondrial. Gene Ontology annotation, biological process: mitochondrial electron transport, NADH to ubiquinone. Gene Ontology annotation, molecular function: 4 iron, 4 sulfur cluster binding; FMN binding; NAD binding. The record is from RefSeq and is a predicted model, not a curated record. Lineage: Eukaryota; Viridiplantae; Streptophyta; Magnoliopsida; Fabales; Fabaceae. The transcript has 3 exons. The coding region runs from base 151 to 1602 and encodes 483 amino acids.
AAAAUAAAUUGAGAAUUAAGAAAAAAAGAAGAAGAAGAAGAAGCUCAGCUCAAUAAGCACACCCACAACAGAAGCAGCAGGAGAAGGUGAUCCAUUUUCAACACUCACCAGAUCCCACUGAUCAAUUGCGUCGCCACUGGUAAGGCAACCAUGAGGGGCAUUCUUUCUUUAAGGAGGGCAGCCUUGGUUCAUCAUCAUAGUGAGAAGUGGGGCCUUGGUUUGAGAUUGUUUAGCACUCAAGGUGCUUCAACUGCUAGUACACCACAGCCUCCACCACCCCCUCCUCCUCCUGAGAAAACCCAUUUUGGUGGUCUUAAGGAUGAGGACAGGAUAUUUACUAACUUAUAUGGCCUGCAUGAUCCUUUUCUGAAAGGUGCCAUGAAGCGUGGUGAUUGGUAUCGGACUAAAGAUUUGGUACUCAAGGGUGCUGAUUGGAUUGUGAAUGAAAUGAAGAAGUCUGGCCUUCGUGGGCGUGGGGGUGCUGGUUUUCCUUCUGGCCUUAAAUGGUCUUUCAUGCCAAAAGUAUCUGACGGCCGCCCUUCUUAUCUUGUUGUUAAUGCUGAUGAAAGUGAACCUGGAACGUGCAAAGACAGGGAAAUUAUGCGGCAUGACCCGCAUAAAUUGUUAGAAGGUUGCUUGAUUGCUGGAGUGGGAAUGAGGGCUAGUGCUGCUUACAUCUACAUCAGGGGUGAAUAUGUGAAUGAACGUAAGAAUCUUGAAAAGGCUAGGCAAGAGGCUUAUGCAGCUGGUUUAUUGGGUAAGAAUGCUUGUGGCUCAGGCUAUGAUUUUGAUGUUCAUAUCCACUAUGGUGCUGGAGCUUAUAUUUGUGGAGAGGAAACAGCCCUCUUGGAGAGCCUUGAAGGGAAACAAGGUAAACCGAGACUAAAGCCACCUUUCCCUGCCAAUGCAGGGCUGUAUGGCUGUCCUACCACUGUAACAAAUGUGGAAACUGUGGCUGUCUCUCCAACCAUUCUAAGGCGUGGGCCUGAAUGGUUUGCCAGUUUUGGUAGGAAGAACAAUUCCGGGACAAAGUUGUUUUGUGUGUCUGGGCAUGUGAACAAGCCUUGCACUGUUGAGGAGGAAAUGAGUAUACCACUGAAGGAGUUGAUAGAGAGGCACUGUGGAGGUGUUAGAGGAGGAUGGGAUAAUUUACUUGCAGUGAUUCCAGGAGGAUCAUCUGUUCCUCUGCUUCCAAAGCAUAUAUGUGAUGAUGUUAUGAUGGAUUAUGAUGCAUUAAAGGCUGUCCAGUCAGGGUUGGGGACUGCAGCUGUAAUUGUGAUGGAUAAAUCAACUGAUGUUGUGGAUGCUAUUGCAAGGCUCUCCUACUUUUACAAGCAUGAAAGCUGUGGGCAGUGCACUCCAUGCAGGGAGGGAACGGGAUGGCUUUGGAUGGUCAUGGAAAGAUUAAAAGUUGGGAAUGCCAAGCUAGAAGAAAUUGAUAUGCUUCAGGAGUUGACUAAGCAAAUUGAAGGGCAUACAAUUUGUGCCUUGGGUGAUGCUGCCGCAUGGCCAGUGCAGGGUCUUAUCAGGCAUUUCAGGCCUGAGCUUGAGAGAAGAAUUAGAGAGCAUGCGGAAAGGGAGUUGCUGCAGGCCACUGGUUAGGCUUAUACUAAGUCUUUUUAUAUGCGAGAUUGAGAAGCUUAUUGACCAGAAAAUUUAACCUGAAAAUAAUGCUAGGUUCAUUCAUUAUUUUUCAAAAUAUUAGCAUAUUUGCAAUUGGCAUUUGGUUAGACUGGUUUCAUCUAUCAACGUCAACAUGAAACUAUACAUAUAUGAAACUCAAAUAUCAACGUCACACCCCUACAAUAUGAAACUCAAAUAUCAACGUCAACAUGUUUAACAAGGCAGAAAAUUUUCAUCUUUGCAAUGGAAGGUGUUUGAUUGUAUAACGUCUGAUCGUUCUUUACAUUUGAACUGUAUUAUUGUAGGGGUGUGACGGAACUGGUGGAUAGCGAGAAUCACAAUAAGACAGUGCCAGUCAUUUUGUAAGAUGGAGACACAGGUUGCUGUAGCUUUAUCGCUACUCUUAUUUACUUUAUGCUGUAGCAACUAUGGCUGGACCAUACCUGAGAAGCCAUUUGGGCGAGUUUAAACUGUGUACCUGCUUGUUAUUUGGCACAUUUUCUUGCAAUUUGUUAAUAAUAUCUGUAUACUGUUCUUAAUUUUGAAAAACAAUUCCCUAGUUGUUGUCAAUGAAUGAUGAGGGAUACUAUGAUCUAUGAUUAUAUGAUUCAUUUGG